GGGACCAAGACAGCCAAGGUCAGUCCCAAAGGGAGCCUGGGCACUUCAGGGGCUCCAGACACAGACAUCUCCCUGACCACAGCAUGGAUUCUGGGAGAAGGAACACCUGUGAACGCAUGUGGGGCCUGCAGGAGGAUGGUGGCACCAGGAUGGCUGACUCCACAGCACCCGUGCACUGCCGCCCCAUGAUCAGCCGUAAGGCGAAGACCCUGCAGAAGGAGUGGCUGGAAAAGCUGGGCGCGCUGCAGUUUGUGCUGACUUUGUACUCAGUCCCAUUCUUCUUCCUUCUUCUCUUCCACCUCCUCUUCACACGGCUCUGGUCCCUGUCUGUUCUCUACAUGUUGUGGCUCUACCUGGACAGGGACACACCCAGCCAAGGGGGAAGGCGAUUUGUGUGGCCAACAACCUGGGCCAUCUGGAAAUACCAAAGGGAUUACUUUCCUAUCAAGCUGGUGAAGACAGCAGAGCUGCCCCCCAGCCAGAACUACGUGCUGGGAUCCCACCCCCACGGCAUCAUGUGCACCGGAGCCUUCAGUAAUUUUCUCACUGAGAGCAACAACUUCUCCCGGCUCUUCCCGGGACUGCAGCCCUGGACAGCCAUGAUGGCCAUCUUCUUCUAUGUCCCCUUGUUCCGAGAAUACAUCAUGGCUGGUGGACUGCGCCCUGCGAGCCGUCACAGCCUGGACUUUGUACUGUCUCAGCCCCAGCGGGGCCAGGCAGUGGUCAUCGUGCCUGGUGGAGCCCAGGAGGCCCUGUACACGGCACGAAGGCGGCACCGCCUGGAACUCCUGAAUCGCAAAGGCUUUGUGCGCCUGGCACUGAGGCACGGGGCCUCCCUGGUGCCUGUGUACUCCUUUGGGGAGAACGACACCUUCAGGUGCAAGGCUUUCUCAAAACGCUCCUGGCAGUACCUGUGCCAGGUCACCUGCAAGAGGGUCACCAGCAUAGCUCCCUGCAUCUUCUGGGGCCGUGGUCUCUUCUCGCACAAGUCCUGUGGUCUGCUUCCCCUGCCCGUGCCCAUCACCACUGUGGUGGGCGGCCCCAUCCCCGUGCCCCAGUGCAGCAGCCCCAGCCAGGAGCAAGUUGACCACUACCACAGGCUCUACAUGGACGCCCUGGAGCGGCUGUUUGAGGAGCACAAGGAGGCCUGUGGGGUCCCUGCCUCCACCCGCCUCACCUUCCUCUAGGUCUGGCUUGGCCUCCCUGCUGAGCCCCUGAAACCCGUGCCCUGCGACCCCCAGUUCUGCCUUGACCUCCCCUCCAAUAAAGGCUGGUUCUGGAGGGCAGCACGGCCAGGCACAGCCACCCCGUCCUCCUGCUGCAGAGGGGCCGCCUGGGGUGGGUCUCAGCACCCUGCAUUCUCCUGCCAGUAGAGCUGACUGUGCCCCGGGACCUGGGAGACGUCUCCCCCUCCCGGGCCCCUGCUCCCCCUGUGAAGCAAGGCUGCUGCUUAGCUCAGAGC
Oryctolagus cuniculus (rabbit) is the source of this 1462-nucleotide messenger RNA. NCBI's taxonomy places the organism in Eukaryota, Metazoa, Chordata, Mammalia, Lagomorpha, Leporidae. The record is from RefSeq and is a predicted model, not a curated record.